UAAUCAUUUUCUAAGAAAAAGACAAGAUGGACGRUUUCGUUGGAGACGAAGACGUAUUUUGGAGCUUAAAAAUAGAAGUUUUACACGAUAUGAGAGAUGAAUUAGCAAAAAAUCUCUACCCAGAUAAAUUUUUCGCCUAUUUUCGCUCGAAGCGUAUCUUCGAUGCUGAUGAUUGUGAAAACAUUACUGCUGAAAGAACCCGGAGAAAACAAGCGGAGUUGUUCCUCGACGUCUUAGAAUCUAAAGGACCCGAGGCUUUUGACGAGUUCUGCAGAUUUAUAAAUAAAAACAAAACGCAGAUUUAUCUUCUGCAGAAAAUUUUGGACAAAUUUGASCAAAAGAAGGGAGAGAUAUUGGAGGAUCAUCCAAGACGAUAUAAUUUAUCUGAUUUGGAUAUGGAUGACAAGGUACCCACAACAACAACACCCACUGUAGUACUCAUGCCACCAUCUUUUACCCCAAUACUUCCUGGUCCGCCAACUCCACCAGACGAACUACCUGGUGCRUGUGGGAUGUCCACUGAUGAUGAUAAUACCUCAACCACAACAUUAUCAGGAAAUUCUGUGAGUCAACCUUCGACAGCUGAUGCAACCUAUCCUGGUCCCACCCCUCCUCCAUAUGCAGRGCCUGAAGCCAGGCCAAACACCCCACCUCCUCCCUAUACAGAAUAAUAUUUAUAUCUAAGAAAUACUUGAAAUAAUGUAAUCAUGAUGAGUAGUUUUACAAGACUAAUAAUGCUUCAUUCGAUAAUCAAACAUCCCAUAUAUCCCACACUGUAGGGACUGACUUUUCCUAUAAAUAGUUUCAAAUAAUAAUAUUGUACAUAACUCCAUAAGAUUUUUUCUUAACUAGCUUUGAUUAAAAAUUUAAUCUAAUUUAAAAAUUUUAGAAUCAGUUUGUUACAAAAGUUUUAUAUUUCUAUCUAUUGUAUUUUCUCAUAUUGUAAGAGCAUAGAGACAUUAGUAUUAUGCUCCAAAUACUUAAUAUGGUAAAAAGCAGCAUWGAAAUAAAAAUGGAUUAAAUAGCAAAAGAAAAGAUGAGAAAGUUGUGUUAAUGACCAUGAGCAAAAAAAAUUGUUGAUUUGAUAAUAUUACAAUGAUAUUCUUUGAUAUUUCAAUUAUAUUUGUUUGAUAGUCUCCUUCACACAGUUCCUGGCRCCAUCUUGAAAGGUAGCCGUGCCUUUGCAUYGAAGCGAGACGAAUGGUGAGCUUGCAAUGACAGAGACAUGUGAAUAAUUCUCYAAGGUGUUAAAAAAAGGUCUCUAUCAUUGCAAGCUCACCGUUUGUYUCGCUUCRAUGCAAAGGCAUGGCUACCUUUCAAGAUGGUGCAGGGAACUGUGAAGGGGACUAUUGCKUGUGGAAACUGUAAAACCUCRGAAAACAUUGUCUUCACCACACUCCAAAGAUGUUGGUAAAAUCUCAAAAAUACUAAUAAAAGUGUUUGACUGUU
This is a messenger RNA of Actinia tenebrosa (Australian red waratah sea anemone), 1449 nucleotides long. RefSeq lists its product as uncharacterized. NCBI's taxonomy places the organism in Eukaryota, Metazoa, Cnidaria, Anthozoa, Actiniaria, Actiniidae. The record is from RefSeq and is a predicted model, not a curated record. Gene Ontology annotation, biological process: regulation of apoptotic process. Gene Ontology annotation, molecular function: death domain binding; protease binding.